Molecule: messenger RNA, 2526 nt
Organism: Fonticula alba
Lineage: Eukaryota; Rotosphaerida; Fonticulaceae
Exons: 5
Coding region: 1-2472 (823 amino acids)
Source: RefSeq, a predicted model, not a curated record
AUGGGCGUCUUUCGGCUGACUUCUCUCGUGCGCAGCAGUCUGCCCCACCGAGUUGGGACACUCGCGCCGGCUGAAGGGCUCCGCGCCCUGCCAGUCGACGUCGGCAGCCUGGUGUAUGUCCUGUCCCGGAGUCACUAUGUUUACGCCGGCCAAACUCGAAGCAUCGGCUACGAUGCGCCGCUGAUUGCCCCGUAUCUCGACGCCCUCAUCGGCUGGCUGAAUCAUCACCGGUUGUACCCCAUCUUUGUGGCCGACGGGGCCGUUGCCCCGGAGAAGGCGGCCACCGCUUUGAGUCGCUUUCGUGACAAGACCCGCGACCUGACCGGGGCCCUUUCUAGCCUGGUGGCCGGCGACGUCACCGGCUUGCGUGUGAUCAGCGAUACCAUCGCCUUUCCCAACAUCCGUGCGAAUGUCCAAGGGUAUCUGGCGGCCCAGGCACACGCCCGCCCCGACAGGCUGGCCUUCAUUGGGUCCCCCGCCGAGGCCGAUGACAUCUUGGCCCUGCUGAGUCUCUACUUCAGCACUCCUGUUGUCAGCAAUGACUCGGACUUCUUCGUCCAUGCCUUUGGCCAGGUGAAGAUGUCGUCCCUCUUCCAGAAGCAAUUUCGCCUGGAGCGCGACCCGGCUGACCACCGGCCGAUCUUCGUCCCGGGUGAUGCCUAUGACGUGCCGCUCCCCGGCGAAACCCUCCUCACCUCCACGCUGGCCACCAUGCUCUCAACAACCGUCACCAAGCUGGCCUGGCUGCCAUUGAUCUUGGGCUGCGACUUCGGGCCACCUGACCUACGCCUAUGGAGCCUCCUCUUUGAUGGGUUCCGAUUUGCUCCCAAGUACCAAAAUCGCUUGCUGUACUACUAUCGCAUUGUGCCCGGGUGCUACAAGGACCGCAACUCCUCCUGGCCGGUGGACGGGGCCAAUUUCCACCCCUUCUGGCAAACGCUCAUGAAGGGGGUGCAUAUGACCACGGAAAUCCUGCGCGUCAUACUGCUUAACCUGCCGGAACCGGCGGCAUUGGAGGAGUUCCUCCGCCAGCCGGCCAGCCAUCUGCCCGGGGUCCGGGCCGAAGUUGUGGCGUCCAUGCGCCGGCAUCGGGACCAGCUGGGGCCCCUGGUCGAGUAUUUGCACCAAUGUAGCGGCCCGGGCACCCUGAUGCUGAAGGCCAAUCGCUUUCAAGCCGCCCUCGGCCAGGGGGCCCCCGCGCCGGUCAGUGUCUCCGGUGUCAAGCCCCUUCACGAUGGGAUUUUACUUUGCCUCGGGAUUUUCAAUGCCGGCCUUGACUGCCUCUCCGAAGGUCGCAUGCUGAAGUUCGCCACGGAUCUCCAUGCCUUCCUGUCCAGGGAGCGCCUUCCCAUCCUGGCGGAGCCCUGGUGCAUUUUUGCCACCCGGCCGCCGCCGAAUCUUCCCGCCAGCAUAGCCCCCCCUGCCCCGGGAUCCGAGGCUGGCUCGGGCCGAUGUCGCUGCCGCGAGGCCUUGUACCUGGUGCAGCCGCUGAUGCAGCAGUGCUUCCACUUGCCGCUCUUCCACCUGGCCUUCGGCUCGGCUUUUACCGGCGUUCCUGCAGAUCUGGCCCUACCAAGUGUGGCAGCCCUACUGGCUGGACACCAACGAAGUGGCCACCAGCUGACCUUCUUCCUGCCGGUCGUACCGCAGUAUGCCCUCCAGCCGGGGGCUGGCACUGUUUGGGAUCCCACCUGGCCGGUUCGCUUUUUGUCGUAUGUCAUGCUGGCACGCGGGCCCGGAGGCCGAGCCCAAGACUCGGACCCCCAAUCGGUGACCGAGUAUCAAACUGCCCCGGCGCCGUUGGAGCCCCAGCGCCCGGCGGUCAUUGCCUCGGGCGCCGGCGACCGGAAGCCCAUCAUCUACCAGCUGAGUGCCUUUCAAGACCCGGCGGCCGCCCUCUUGAAAAAGGUGGAUGGGCUUCUGGCGAGGGACCUCGAUCGGGCCAUUGAUCGAGUGCUGCUGGCGAUCAUGGUUGUGGUGACCGCCGCCGAGGCCGGCCCCGGAACCCCUGGCAGCCCACCGGACAUCGAUGACGUUGCCCUUGCCCGGGAUUUGACCAGCCUGUGCACGGCCAUGGCCGACAUCCCGGGGCUGGAGCCUCUUCCCCUCGGGCCCGGGGUGCCGGAUGCCGUGCGCACGGCAGCCAUGGUGGCCCUUCCCCUGGCCGCUGUGCCGCCGGCGCAGGCCGAUCUCCUGCAGGCCACCGAGCACAUCCUCAAGUGGAGCUUGACAUCGGCAAAUCGCCAGGCCCAGGCCACCUCGGCCCCCGAGUCCCUGCCCGCCCGGCUAACAGCCUUUUCCCUGGACAUGGCCACCGUGUGCUCCUGGCUGGACCUUUAUUCGGCGCUCUCUGGCCGGCGGCUGGCGAUUCUGCUUCGGCGCAGCACUCCCGGCAGCCGGGUUUGCCAAUUCACCGCCCGGUCCCUGGUGGCCGAGCGUCUCUUGGCCGUGCUGAAUUCCGGCACCCUGUGAAGACAGCCGCGCCGAAGGGGGCCCACCUGGCUGGCGGAAUACACCUAUCUCUCG